Messenger RNA from Manis pentadactyla (Chinese pangolin), 512 nucleotides. Its product is annotated as bromodomain adjacent to zinc finger domain protein 2B-like. Bases 60 to 512 code for a protein of 150 amino acids. The transcript has 4 exons. The record is from RefSeq and is a predicted model, not a curated record. NCBI's taxonomy places the organism in Eukaryota, Metazoa, Chordata, Mammalia, Pholidota, Manidae.
UUCUGUAGAGAAAUGCCACUUCAGCAUCAUAUACACAGUCAUAAAAUUCAUAUCAAGAAAUGGGACCAGCCCAUGUUCCCUGCAACCUGAGGCAAAGAGAAAAAAGUCACACCCUAGGAAUGCAGUGGUGUCCUUUGAAAGAAGAGGAUGCCAUUCCCCGUGUGAGGGCAAUGGAAGCUCAUGGGGGACGACCACCGGAUCCAGAGGGAGAGCGACCAGGAGAGGAUACCAGCGUGAGACAGCGAAGCGGUCGGCCUCCUGAUGUUGGCGGUGCUGAAUGUGUAGAUAACACAGAUGCCAAAUUGUUAAGACAACUUCAAGCUCAAGAAAAAGCCCGACAAGCAGCACAAAUAAAGCUUUUGAGAAAACUCCAAAAGCAGGAACAGGCUCGCAUUGCCAAAGAAGCUAAAAAACAACAAGCAAUAAUGACUGCUGAGGAGAAGCAACAGCAAAAAGAGCAGAUAAACAUUAUGAAACAACAGGCAUGUUCAUGCACUGAACCGGUUUUAUAA